Messenger RNA from Trichogramma pretiosum, 4210 nucleotides. Its product is annotated as speckle-type POZ protein A-like. The transcript has 2 exons. Gene Ontology annotation, biological process: regulation of proteolysis; proteasome-mediated ubiquitin-dependent protein catabolic process. Gene Ontology annotation, cellular component: nucleus; cytoplasm. Gene Ontology annotation, molecular function: ubiquitin protein ligase binding. The record is from RefSeq and is a predicted model, not a curated record. Bases 499 to 1920 code for a protein of 473 amino acids. NCBI's taxonomy places the organism in Eukaryota, Metazoa, Arthropoda, Insecta, Hymenoptera, Trichogrammatidae.
UUCGCGCUCGCGCGCGUCGCGUGACCUUUACCUACAUAUACCUCUGUGUGCAUAUAUGCAGCUAUAUAGCUGCGUGCGAGCUUCGGUUUCAAGCUAUACACCUACAGCAGCAGCAGCAGCAGCAGCAGCAUGUGUAUGCAGUUGCACCUAUCUAUAUAAGUACACACACACACAAUGUUCAUCCCUACUGCGCCCCCGCGUCGUUGCCUUGGUGUUUACUUUUCAGGGACGACGUUAGCUGCUGCUGCUGCUGCGAGUGACAGCAGUCUACGCGGAGAACGUGGCAGCCUGUGUGUGCAGUCGUUCGACGGGGGGUUGUCCAUGUGUGUAAUAUAACCAACGAUAGACGUGCAAAAGUGCAUUUGUAAUUCCGUCGACGACGACGAUGGCGUCUGCUCGCGAUAACAACAACGGCGUCGUUGCUGCGCUCCAUCGUUGAUACAUCCUCAAAGGCCCCCCGCACACGUUGCACCAAAACAAAGAAACACCGCUGAACAAAUGCUCUCGCACUACAGCAACACGACGAUGGACGACGGCGCAUCGUCGUGCGUUACCCAAAAGUCCUCCGCACCCAUACCCAACAAGUGGGACACGACGCGCAUGGAGAUCAUACGCUACAAGUACAUGUGGACCAUCAGCAACUUCAGCUUCUUCUGGAACAACACGCCCGGGGCCUACGUCGACUCGCCCGUCUUCUCCACGGGCGCCAAUCACAAGAUCAAGUGGCACCUGCGACUCUACCCGAACGGCAAUUAUUACGCCUCGGAUUACGGCCACAUCGCCCUCUAUCUGCAUCUCAAGUCGUGCGACGCGCCGAGCAUCGAGGCCAAGUGCAAGUUCUCGAUCAUCAACGGCAAGCGCGAGGAGACCAACGUCAAGAGCUCGCGCUACUGUCAUCGCUUCGUCAAGAUGAUCGACUCGCAGCGCUUCACCGGCCUGGCGAACUUCGUCAGGCGCGACUACGUCACGGACCCGGCCAACGGGCUGCUGCCCAACGACACCCUGACGAUACUCUGCGAGAUCCGCGCCUGUCGGGGCAUCAUCAACAUACUCGGCCUCAGCAUCUCGGAUCAGCAGCUGAAGCUGCCCAAGACGCAGCCCGACGAUUUCGGCGCUCUGUUGGAGAGCGAGGCCUUCAGCGACGUCUCGCUGAUAGUCGGCUGCCGCGAGUUCAAGGCGCACAAGGCCAUACUGGCGGCCAGGAGUCCGGUGUUUCUGGCCAUGUUCCGGCACGACAUGAAGGAGAAGAACGAGAACAUCGUGGAGAUUCACGACAUCGACGAGAGAGUCAUGCGCGAGGUGUUGCGUUUCAUCUAUGCGGAGAGGGUAGAGAGAAUACAGGAUCUGGCCAACGAUCUUCUGGCGGCGGCCGACAGAUACUCCCUGGAGGGCCUGAAGAUCAUGUGCGAGGAGGCACUGUGCGGCAAGCUGACGGUCAACAACGCCGCCGACGUGCUGGCCAUCGCCGACAUGUACAACGCCGACUGCCUCAAGACCCAGGUGAUACACUUCCUCGUGGCGCACGGCAAGGAUCCCUCGCUCUGGUCCAGAUACCUCAACUCCGGCAACAAGUCGUCGAUCUUUUGCGGCUUCUCCGACGUACUCGGCAAUUACGUCAAGCUGCUGGUGAUCUCGACGCUGUGCGCCUUCAUCGCCAUACUCCUCGUGCCGUACGUGUCGCUUCUCGUCGACCCGAUGUGCGACGUCACGGCGAAAUUCUGCGCGCCGCCCAAGGAGGUGGUGAUGGACAGUGACACCAUCGCCACGGUCCUCAAGAAGAUGCAGAAGAGCGCCUCGGUGUUCGUCGACGAUCUCUACUCGGUCAUCGCCUACUUCUUUCGGCUGUUCUUCAAUCUCGUCACCAGGCCGUUCUACGUGGGUAGUAGCAACGAUUAUCCCGCGCAGACGGAUAAGCUAUAAUAGAGAUAUAUACAUUUAGGCGUAAAGAAAAAAAAAACAUUUAUAUUUAUUAUGUCGAGAGUAAGGAGACGUAGAGUUGUAUACUGCACUUUCGUAGAGGUAACUUUACACACGACUAUUGCCAAUUCACGCGACACGGGUCGUGCACCUUUUUAAUAUCGUUGAAGUAUAAUAAAAUGUAUAACGCCGAGGCAAUUUUAAGAUAGUUCGAUAAACGAAUAACGCUUGUAGACACACGUUUAUAUAUCAAAGUCCAAUUUAUAGUUAGCACAAAAAAAAAGGUGGAAUAUAUCGAGAGAGAGAAAAAAAAUAAUUAAAAAACAAAAGUGAGAUUACAAUUAGAUAACACAGGGAUGAAAUAUUCUUCUAGAAAUAUUUAAACUAUUUUUAUAGAUGACAUUAAUCAUCCGAAUGAGUAUUCCUUUUAAACUCGUUUUUAGAAGAUGAAAGAAAAAAAAAACAAUUUCACGAGACGUAAUGCGGUCUUUUGAAAGAAAAGGGACGAUAAUAUGUAAUAUUUCGGAUCGAUACGAUACGAUACGUAGCGAGGCGAAUAUUUUUAUUGAAAACUUGGCAAAGGUUCCUUUUUUUGCAUAUAAUAAUAUUAUAAUACGAAUAUGAUUUACGUCACGAGUGUGCGAGUGUGUGUAAUGUGUGUGUUAUGUGUACACGAACACCUUCGAAGUAAUUAUUCAUUAAUGAAAUAAGUCAACGUACUGCAUCAAAUUGUGUUCUAUAUGGUGCAUAUAUUUCACCAUGUGUGCUAUAAUAAUGUAAUAAACAGCCAUUCGAUUACCGAUCGUAAAACAAAAGUAUUACAUUCCCGAAGGAAUUCAACGAGAUCACAAGCUAUACCUGACAGUAUUAACGUAGUUCGUAGGAGUAAUCGUAGUAUUUAAAAAUAAUUUACGGACCAAAAUAUGACUUGUUUGAGUUUGCCAGCACAAUUUAUUCUUCGUGGACAAAUGAUGUGUUUGCAGAAAUUGGAAAAAUUUUAUCGAUGCAAACUUUUACCCAAAAUGAACCCACGAGUAAGAAUUUUCAUGUUAACAGGUGUCAAAAAGUGUUCGUUAUUGUUUACCAAACUGAGGAAUGAUUUAUUUUACUAGCGCUCAAUGUGUAAAGAAAUUUUCGGAGAUUAAAAAAUUUUUUAUAAUUUUGCAUCGGUUUAAAGAAAAAAGAUAUCUCACGCGAAUUAAUUUACUUUCUCUCUUGCACGCAUUAGUUUGUAUUAGACGCGUAGCGGGUGGUUCCGUAAAAUCUUAUUAUACCGGUUAAUUCGAAAUUAUAAGUUCAAAUCUCCUGCGUAAUUGGACUACAAUUUUUUGAAAAAUUCUGAUUACAGCGAUUUAGAGUAGCGGACGUCAUCUCGAAUAACUGUGACAGUAAUCAUGACAUGAUAUGAAUGAUGCACUCAAAACAUUAAUUUCAAUUUUUGUCAGCUCAAGUUCAGGUCAAAAUGAUUUAAAUGAAAAAAGACUUUUAAAUAAUAAUUAAAAUUGAUUGAACGUAUUUUUACGCCAGCUAUCAUGAAAAUUCUCCUUGGUCCACGCAGCUUAAUUAAUUUGUUUUCGUAAAAUAUUUUCGGUCUAACUUGCGAGUUUGCAAUAUGUGAUGUACAUUUUGAUUGAAGCUACAUUCCGAUUUUUCAUAAAUGAUAAAUCUAACAGGCCUCAAUUACGAAUCUCCGCCGUACAAUCAUUUCAAUCAAUUCGAUCGGAUGAUUUUGUUUUGCAGAAUGUCUGAGUGGCACAAGUUUUUUCGCGUUGAUCGCGUUAAUUAUUUUCUUUUUUAUAAGGCCACGUCGCGCCUUCACGAAUGUUUUUUCAUGAUACAUUGCUGCCAAUAAUCGAACUAUUCUGUGCUACUGUAUAAUAUUUAAAUCAAUAUAUUUAUUCAAAAGUUAUAAAAAUAAUUGAAAACCCAAUGGGCUGUGAUUAAAACGAAAAAAUAAGAAAAAACAUGAUAUCGAAAACGUACACCUAAUUGAAAAACUAACGGAAAAAUGGUUAUUUACUUUUGCCGGUCACUCUGUUGAAAGUAAAAGAGAGAAGAACAAAAAAAACUAACUAUUUUUUGAUGAUGCAAAAAAAAAACGUCAACAACGCAACGUUAAAAGAAAAUCCGUAGUUUAUGAAAAAAAAAUUGAUUGAUCUGUAAUAAUUAUCUAAUAAAUAGGGACCUCGAAAUUAUUCAAUUAAAGUUUUAACUACCGCAUAAAAGUGUACAAAAAAACUUAUUUGUGAAAAACGAUUUUAGCAAUAAAGCACAGUACAAGUGAUCGUCUUAA